Molecule: messenger RNA, 6268 nt
Organism: Patella vulgata (common limpet)
Lineage: Eukaryota; Metazoa; Mollusca; Gastropoda; Patellidae
Product: aminopeptidase N
Exons: 21
Coding region: 301-3336 (1011 amino acids)
Biological process (GO): proteolysis; peptide catabolic process
Cellular component (GO): cytoplasm
Molecular function (GO): peptide binding; metalloaminopeptidase activity; zinc ion binding
Source: RefSeq, a predicted model, not a curated record
UUAUACAUAUUAUUCAGUCGUCGUAUGAUCGGCUGUGUUACAGUAUUGUAUGCCAUAUAAUAAUUGUCAUAUGGCUUUGCUCUGGGAACAAAACACAUAUGUUCAAUGAUAGUUUAAACAGCUGAAAGCAAUAUUGUCAUUCCAGAACGUAACCUUUCAAUAUAACUGACCCCAUUGUCCCCUUUUGGGAGAUAAUGAAAAAAGCCCAGAGGGGAUCAAGUGUGGACACUUCACGGGUUACUAAUACGCUCAGGUGAGAAGGAUAUAUCUAGGACAUCGAGUGGACGCUGUUUCUUCAUCAUGAAUUCCGAACCGAUCGAAUUCACAGACAUGGGCAAAUAUAACAGUCACACCGAUUUAACGAGUAACAAAUCAACGAAAGGUGGAUUUUUUGUGUCCACAGCUAAAGCUUUUAUUUUAGUUUUGCUGGCAAUUUUAAUAGCUGUGGUUGUUGGGUUGAUCGUCCAUUUCGCGGGAUCAGGAAAAGAAGUUGUAUGCAAAUGUUCAGAGGUUCCUGCAAGUGGGAGUAUUGCAGAUCGUCUGGCAGAAUGCAAAACCUUAGCAGUACAAGGAAAUGUGGAUAUCUGUACAGCAUGUUCGAAGGGUGGCAUGACGAUGAGCACCACCACCGCACCUCCGACAACCCCGACAAAACCUGAUGUACGUCUACCACGUCACCUAGAACCAGUCUUCUAUGAAGUAGAACUCCAGCCACACAUGUAUAACGACCAACCUAAAACAUUCACAUUUGAUGGUAGUGUUAGAAUACAGAUCCGAUGUGUAGAAGCUAGUAAUAAUGUGACCUUGCAGAUAAAUAAACUAAAUAUAACGAGAGACACUUUGCUUUUUGGCCGAGAAGGCACAGUCUCCGCACCAGCCAUAAAAUCCUGGAAAGAAGACACUACACGUCAAUUUCUAAUAAUCUAUCUUGACGGAGAUCUUACAGUCGGUGCUACAUAUUACGUCGAAAUGAAGUUUGUUGGACCACUAAAAGACGAUUUGGCAGGUCUUUAUUUAAGUAAAUACGAUUAUAAUAACGAAACAAGAUAUGUUGCUACUACACAGUUGCAGCCAACAGAUGCCAGGAGAGUGUUUCCUUGUUUUGAUGAACCUGCCAUCAAGGCCAAGUUUAAUAUAACAUUAGUGAGGAAGAGCAAUAAGAAGACUAUAUCUAAUAUGCCAAUUGCUCAAAGUAUCCCCAGAACAGAUGAUUGGGUAGCCGAUGUGUAUUACACCACGCCCAAGAUGUCUACCUAUCUGCUAGCUUUUAUCGUCUGUGAUUUUGAUGUUAUAAACCAGACAACCAAGAAUAACAUCGAGUAUGGUGCCUGGGCCACACCUGGUAAAACGGACCAAGCAACUUAUGCCUUGGACACCGGAGUUAAAAUAUUAACAUACUUCGAAGAAUAUUUCAAUAUCUCUUUUCCCCUUCCCAAGCAAGAUAUGGUGGCUAUGCCAGAUUUUUCUGCUGGUGCUAUGGAGAAUUGGGGAUUAAUUAUAUAUCGGGAAACGGCCAUGUUAUAUAAACCCGGUGUGUCAUCAGAAGGUAACAAACAGAGGGUUGCUGUUGUUGUUUCACACGAACUUGCUCAUCAGUGGUUUGGUAAUUUAGUCACACCGUCAUGGUGGGAUGACUUGUGGCUAAAUGAAGGAUUUGCUAGUUUUGUAGAAUAUAUGGGGGUUGACUUUUGUCACCCGGACUGGAAGAUGUUUGAACAGUUUGUUGUUGAAGAUUUGCAGGACGUCUUUGAUUUUGACGGUUUAACUACGUCACAUCCGGUUUAUGUACCCGUCGGUCAUCCCGAUGAAAUCAAUGAAAUAUUUGAUAGAGUGUCAUAUGCUAAGGGAGCUUCUAUUAUACGGAUGAUGAGAUUUUUUCUCGGGGAGGAUACAUUCCGUUUAGGAUUAACGAAAUAUUUAAAGCGAAAGGAAUAUGGCGCAGCUUUCCAUGAUGAUCUAUGGCAAGCUCUGACAGACCAAGCUCAAUCAGAAGGUAAAAGUAUAGAUGUUAAGAGUAUAAUGGAUACGUGGACGUUACAGAUGAACUAUCCUACUGUUACCAUAACACGAGAAGGUGACAACCUAAGUCUUACUCAGCAACGUUACCUUCGAGAUCCAUCUGCUGUAGAUCCUAUGAAAUACACGUCAGAAUUUGGUUAUAAAUGGGAAAUUCCUUUUACUUACACAACAAGCGUCGAUAGGCACUUUAAUAAAUCAGAUGCUGACGUAAAAUGGAUAAGGAAAACGAAAUCUGUCAUGACUAUGAUGGGUGAAGGACUACCACUAACAACAGAUGCUGAUGGUUGGAUUAUUGGUAAUGUCCAGCAGUAUGGUUUUUAUAGAGUUAAUUAUGAAAAUUCUAACUGGUUAGCACUAAUUAAUCAGCUAAACACAGACCAUAAGGUAAUUACGGCGAUAAACAGAGCACAGAUUAUAAAUGACGCUUGGAACUUGGUCACCUCUGGAGAUCUUGAAAUGACGAUUGCGCUAAAAACUUUAGAAUAUCUAAAUAAAGAAGAAGACUAUGUGCCCAGAGAAGCAGCAAGAAUACAGAUUGCUUUUGUUGAAAGAAUGUUAUCUAAAUCGCCAGUAUAUGGAGCAUGGAAGAAAUUUAUGUUAAGUAGAAUACAAGAGCCAUUUGAUCUAUGGACAAUGAAUAAUACUGGAGCCUCACAUCUGGAUUCUUAUGUGAGAUCUUUGGUAGUAUCAACAGCGUGCGAUUAUGAUUUACCGGCUUGUAUUAGUAAUGCCACGUCAUUAUUUAAGCAAUGGAUGGAAAAUCCCAGUAACAAUCCAAUUAAUCCAGGAAUAAAGACCAAGGUCUAUUGCACAGCCAUUAAGUAUGGUGGUGUUGCAGAAUGGGAUUUUGCCUUUGAACAAUUUAAAACAGCGGACGUUGCUGCUGAGAAAGUAAGACUGUUACAGGGUAUGGCAUGCAGUCAAGAACUGUGGAUAUUGAGAAGAUAUUUACUAAAAGCUAUAAGAAAAGAAGAUAUAAGAAAACAGGAUACAUUGAGUGUGAUUAUAUAUGUAUCAACUCAUGCUUACGCGCGUUCUUUUACUUGGGACUUUGUUAGAGAACACUGGACUACCAUAAAAGACGAUUUCGCAGUGUCUUUGUUUGCCUUCUCCAAUAUGAUAGGACGUGUAACCCAGGCCUUCAACACACAGUUUGAGUUACAACAGCUCGAAGAAUUUAUAAAAAGUCAAUCCGACUUCGGUUCUGGAGAAAGAGCUUUUACACAAGCCUUGGAAAAAGCCAAGACCAAUAUUAAAUGGAUAAAUCAACAUGAAAAAACCAUAGAAACGUGGCUGGCUGGUUUAGGAUAUGAGUAAUUCUGUUAUCUUCAUUUUUUGUAUGUUACCUUAUUGGUUUCUUUUUUGUUGAACAAAUAUUUUAAUUGGGGUGUAACAUAAUACUUAUAAUAGUUAUUAGAUUUGUAAAUAUAAAAAUAAAUAUGCUUUAAACCAAAUUUAUGUUAAGGGCGUAAGUUGGUUGUGGUUUUCAUCAUGCAUUUAACCGUUUUCGAAUUUUUAAUUGAAUUGUACGAAAACGUGCUAUAUCCGAAAUUGCAGAACAAAAUAUAGAGUAGUUAUACAAAUAAUUUUAUAAGAAUAGAUUAUUAAUCUCUGCGUGUUUUUAUACGCCCACAUUUUCAUGUGGACGUAUCAUGCCGUCGCCCCUGUCCGUCCGUCCGGACGCCCGUCCACAAUUUGUGGACACUCUACAGAUCACAAUUUUUAUUCGAUUUUAACGAAACUUGAAAUAUAGGUCUAUCCCCCAAAGAUCUUGGUUCCUUUCGAUAUUGGCAUGUAUCUGAUAUGGCCCCUGAUUGUACGAAAAAUCACGUUUUUAGCUAGUGGACACUCUAGAGGUCACAAUUUUCAUCUUGAAAUUCAUGUUUAUAACCCAAAGAUCUUGGCCCCUUUCUAUUUUUGCGUGUAUCGGAUUGUAACUUCCUGAAUUAUGGCCCUUGAUUGGACGAAAAAUCGCAUUUUCAGAUUGUGGUCCCUCUAGAGAUCACAAUUUUUAUCGAUUUAAAAACCGUUUAUCACCGUUACAUCCUAAUGACGUUCGAGUUUGAAUUUCGUAAAAAAAAAAAAAGAACUAAAACUGUCGGACAAAAUGGCUGCCCCUCCUUGUGGACCAUCUAUAGGCCACAAUUUUGAUCCGAUUUUGAUGAAACGUUAAACUUAUGUUCAAAUCACAAAGACCUUGGUUCCUCUCGAUAAUCGCGCAUAUUCAAAUGUAACUUUCAGGAUUAUGGCCCCUGAUUGUUUGAAAAAUCGCAUUUUUAGCUCAUGGACCCGCUAGAAAUCACACUUUGUAUUCAAUUUUAAAAACAGUUACAUAUCAAUGAAGGUUAAGUUCGAAUUUGGUGAAAAUCGAACCGAAACUGCCCGACAAAAUGGCCGCUCCUUGUACGCAAAUCGUGUACUAGUAUGUAAUACUAAGGUUGUGGACUCCACAAUUUUUGUCCGAUUUUGAUGAAACUUAAGAUAUAUCUGUAUAUCCCACAGAUCUCAGUCCCUUUUGAUAUUCGUGCAUUUCAGACCAUAACUUCAGGGAUUAUGGCCCCUGAUUGUACGAAAAACGAAAAAUCGUGGGGUUUUUUUUUAGUUUGUUUUCUAUCCAUCUCUUGCAAAAUCUGGGCGUAUUUUGCCUGGCAGCCGCUGUUUUUUUUGUUUUUUUGUUUUAAAAAAAUAAUACAUGUUGGCUACUUCUAUAUAUUUGUCCAAAAUAGGCCGCCUACUAUAGUUUCAAGUUAAAAGAAAAAUGUAUGGUCAACACCCUACCCAAAACUAAACAGUGUACACCCAGAUGCUUUAUGUAAUAGCUAAAUCUUUAUAUAGCGGGGUUUAUUUUGGCUUCAAAAGUUUUAUAAACUAUUAUUUAGACACUUGUUCACAUGACAAGCAUAUAAAAUAAACUCUCUUAGCCAUAUGAUGGCCGAGAUUUAAAUGGAUUGAAUCACGAACGCCGUUUAAUAAUUUAAUUUCACAGAUCUAGAUUUGUCAAGUACCGUAACUACGAUAAUAACCAAUCCUGUCAAAACUUCAAACACUGAUAAAUUGCGCUCAGAAUAAAGUAAUUUGAAUGAAAUCGUGCCCUAUGCAUCUUUACCGAAAAUAAGGAAAUAUGAUACACAAUUUGUCUCUCUCGGCCAUGAAGUCCCAGCAAUAACUGUCAAUAUGUUUGUAUUAGAAAAAUGUCUCGGGUCAUCAUUUGAAGGAUGUUUAAUCUAUUUGUAAACUAAAACAUUGUGCAAGUUGAAACCCUAACAGGAAUAUAUGUCCCCAAACUGUUCAAUACCUUGCAGUAUUUAUCAAGAUGUUAUGUUGAAUUGACAAUUGAUCAAUCAAGCCAGCGUGACGUUUAUUAUCGGUUGAUGGACUUCUGUUUUAUCCGAUUGAGUCCCAUACGUCUUUUGUUGAGUAUAUUAUGUUAAAUCAUAGAAAUAUAUACCUAUGGUUAAAUGAUAAUAUGAAUAUAAGUACACUUUAGCGUGGAUUGCACAGUGAUAACUUAUUCUCCGAAUAAUAUAUAUGACUACCAGCGGCUUUAUUUUUUUUUAUCAUUAUGAUGAUUCAUAUCAUUUGUUGAAUUAAAAACAGUUUUUUUAAUGCACAUCCGUUGAUACCGACGUCCAUACAUUUACUACAGCUUUAAAACAUUUGAGAGUUUUAUCUUAUAGCUUUUUUAUUCAUUGUUCAUCGAUUUUUAUAUCUUUAGGUUGUGUUGUUUGAUUAAUCAUUUAAUAAGAAGUAUACCCUCCGACACAUAGUCGUUUCAUUGAAUUGUUCUCUCGAUUUGUAGAAGACGUCACUGCCGUAUUAAAAUUUAACAUAAAUAAACCUAUCCAAGGCAACGCAAGGCUAGAACCAAAAACACUCUCAUCAUUGUCCUUUGAAUUUAAAAAAAGCCGCGAUUUUAAAGCCUCAUAUCGAUUAUUUUAUUCUUGCUUUAGCGAAUUGUCUGGCACUAUUUUUCGUUCUUAUUAUUUUGCUUGAUAAAAUCUGAACUAUAAACUACACGAAAGAGUAUAUUAGAGAGUUAUUAACUAUUAAUUUGCAAGCGAACGUUAAGCUUCAUUCUAGGCCAAUACAAAAUUAAACCGAAACGUAUAAGAUGUAAUCUUAAUAAAUAUAUUUCAUAUAAAUAGAUGUCUAAUUAAGGUAUAAUAUUAGAGUAUAUAUAUUGUUUAUUAUAGAUUUGUCUAUGCUUUGUUUUAUAUUGUCUGAUUUUAAUAAAUGAUUUUUACUACGA